This is a messenger RNA of Heterotrigona itama, 1161 nucleotides long. The record is from the annotation of a GenBank genome assembly. Lineage: Eukaryota; Metazoa; Arthropoda; Insecta; Hymenoptera; Apidae.
AUGACACAAUUUUGUAAUAUUUGCUGUUUCAUAUUUAUUCUUAUAAACAUUGUAUUUCAAAUUUCACCUUCACAUGCUGAUAAUGCAGUACCUGUAUUGCUAUGGGGUGGGUCAAUUAAUUCUGAUUUAACAAGUGCAGUGAAUCCUUUUUUAAAGAGUACCAGCGAGGAAUUUGAUAUUUUCCUGCGUAAAACAUUAGAAAAUUCACCUCCAGUUCUUCUUUAUAUAAAAGAUAAUUUCUGUAUUGAGGAUUUAGUGAAACACAAACAGCAUCUUCAAAAAGUCAUUAGUAGCGAUUCUCUACGUUAUUUUCCUGCUGUUGAAAAAGCAGUGAAUACCGUUGAAGACUUACCUUCAUAUAAUCAAACCUAUAAUGAUUAUGUCGAUUUUAUAUCUGAUGGGCAAUUAUUGAUUGUGCCAAUUAGUAAUUUAGAUGUUAUUCCUGAGACGUACAAGACAAUAAAGGAUUCUAGCCCUAAUUUGAUAGCUAUACUUACAGGAAAAGCCUGUAGUUAUAGACGUUCUGAGCGAAUAAAAAGGGACACUAAUGAACCUUUUCUUGUUGCAUCAAACAGAGUGUUAUUCUAUGCUAGUAAACCAUUAUCACUGAAGCUUGAAGAAGACAAAGAUGAAAUAGAAUUUUCAUCUAACCCCACAGUUUCAGAUAAAUCAGGUAAAACAGAAUCUUCAUCUACCUUGGUCAUGAAGUUUAGUACACCUAAUUUACCUACAUAUACAUUUGAAUUUAUGUUUGAAGUUAAAACUCCAGGAUAUUAUACACUUAAAACAGUUAAUUAUCAAUCUUCUGAUGCAACUUUUGUCAAUGAUCAAAGUUUAACAACAAAUACAGAUAUUGUUUUUCCAUUUAAUUUCUCUUAUCAUUGUUCACAAAGUAUUACAUUUAACAAUAGUUCUACAAUCUUAAAUAUAACAAAUUUACAAGUACAACUUGAUCCAACAAAAAAUAACAAUGUAAAAGUAUUUGAUGAUGCAUAUGAUUGUAUCGGUUUUACUACAAUUCCAAUUUGGGCAGGUAUAUUUGUUACUGCCAUAUUAGCUUUAAUUAUGAUUUGGGCUCUUACCAUGAUUAUAGAUAUACGUACAAUGGAUAGAUUUGAUGAUCCCAAAGGAAAAACAAUUACUAUUUCAGCUCAAGAAUAA